Messenger RNA from Vigna angularis (adzuki bean), 945 nucleotides. Its product is annotated as cytochrome P450 77A3-like. Lineage: Eukaryota; Viridiplantae; Streptophyta; Magnoliopsida; Fabales; Fabaceae. The record is from RefSeq and is a predicted model, not a curated record. Bases 1 to 945 code for a protein of 314 amino acids. Gene Ontology annotation, molecular function: oxidoreductase activity, acting on paired donors, with incorporation or reduction of molecular oxygen, NAD(P)H as one donor, and incorporation of one atom of oxygen; iron ion binding; heme binding. Gene Ontology annotation, cellular component: membrane. The transcript has a single exon.
AUGAAACGGGUUCAAAGAAUAACCUUCACGCUGCAAGUUGCCAGAGAGUUGAGGAAAAGACAGGUCGAACUGUUGGCGCCGUUGAUAAGGAAUAGAAAGGCCUACGUGGAAGGGAGAUUCUCCGGAGAUGAAAUGGCGAGUCCCGUUGGGGCUGCUUACUUGGACUCGUUGUUCGGGUUGGAGGUGCCUGGACGUGGACAGUUGGGGGAGGAAGAGCUCGUGACGCUCGUGUCGGAGGUUAUCAGCGCUGGGACGGACACGAGCGCCACCGCGGUGGAGUGGGCGCUGUUUCAUUUGGUGGUGGAUCAAGAGAUUCAGGAGAGGUUGUACAAAGAGAUUGUGGACUGUGUGGGGAAGGACGGGGUGAUUACGGAGAGUCACGUUGAGAGGAUGCCUUACCUGAGCGCCGUGGUGAAGGAGACCUUCCGGCGUCACCCGCCGAGCCACUUCGUGCUGUCCCACGCUGUGACAGAGGAUACUAAGCUGGGAGGGUAUACGGUCCCGAAGAACGCGAGUGUGGAGUUUUACACGGCCUGGUUGACGGAGGAUCCGAAUAUGUGGGAGGAUCCGAAUGAGUUCCGACCCGAAAGGUUUUUGAGCGGGGAUGGGGUUGACGUGGACGUGACCGGAACGAAAGGUGUGAGGAUGAUGCCCUUCGGUAUAGGGAGGAGGAUUUGUCCGGCGUGGAGUUUAGGCAUGGUGCAUAUAAACUUGUUAUUGGCUAAGAUGGCGCAGGCUUUCCACUGGUCGUCCAUCGCGCCUAAAGCAAGAAUCAUUUCCCCUUCCUCAUCGACGACGACUAGAAUCACUUUGACGCAUCUCCUCAACAGAUGUCUUCUUUCUAGUAUCAUCAAGCAUCUUCAUACGAAGUUUCACCUAAUGCCAUGUCACCCAACAUUUCAUUCACACGUCAUUACCAAUAUUGCCACUCUUUUGUCACGUUAA